UUGGCUCUGCUUCCAGUAACGUGUCAUAAACAGUGAAGUCCGGAUGGUGACAAUAAUCCUGGAUACAAUCAUAUUAAAUAAGCAUAUAAUGAGGCCGUAACAUCUUGGAAGUACUUUUGUUUUUGAAGAGGUGAAGAAACGAUGGAGAAUAUUCAAAACCUUCCAAUCGACAUACAGACCAGCAAGCUUUUGGACUGGCUGCUGGAUCGACGCCACUGUAAUCUGAAAUGGCAGAGUGCAGUGAAAGAUAUCCGAGAGAAGAUCAACGCUGCCAUCCAGGACAUGCCGGAGAACGAGGAGAUCAAGCAGCUUCUCUCCGGCUCCUACAUUCACUACUUUCACUGCUUGAGGAUAGUGGAGAUACUGAAGGGAACUGAGGCUUCCUCCAAGAACAUCUUUGGCAGAUAUUCAUCUCAGAGAAUGAAGGACUGGCAAGAGAUUGUGACCCUUUAUGAGGCAGAUAAUAUCUAUUUGGCGGAGGUGGCCAGCUUGCUGAGUCGCAAUGUCAGCUACGAAGGCCCGGCUCUGAGGAAGCAGCUGGCCAAAGCCCAGCAACUGCAGCAGGAGCUGAGCAGGCGGGAAGUGGAGUGCCAGAGCUCAGCCGCAGACCUGAAGGAACGCUACUAUGCUGCCUGCAAACAGUAUGGCAUCACAGGAGAAAAUGUGGCUCGAGAGCUUCAGGCUCUGGUCAAAGACUUACCAGCGGUUCUUGAGGAAGUGGGGAAAGAUGCAGCGAAGUUAGAGGAGCAAAUCCAACUUUAUUCUGCUUUCGCAAACUUUGUAUGUGAGUGGUCGGAACCAGUCCUGCCCAUGCUGACAUUCGCCCAGACGAGAGGAAACACAACGUUUUACGAGUGGAGAACGGGGAAAGUCCCCACAGUUAUUGAGAGGCCAGUUGUGGAGGAAGCACCUACUGACAUGGUCACAGAGGAUAUGAUUGACUGGGGGGACUUUGGCAACAGUGCAGACACUCCGGGUGUUAACUCCGGUAUCACAGUUGAGGAUGGAAUAGACUGGGGCAUCAGUCUGGAUCCGAGCUCAGAGGACACAGGUGCUGCUGGUAUUGACUGGGGGGACAGUGAAGCAGCUCCCACUGAAAUUGAAAUUGUAGAUGCGGGCAUAGACUGUCCUGAGGGCGUGGCAAGAGGCGAGGAUGCUUUAACUAUACUGGAGAACUCUCAGUCACGCAGCCAGUUCAUUGAUGAGCUAACAGAGCUGGAAGUGUUCCUUACCCAGCGCAUAAGUGAGAUGGGAGAGGAGGGAGAUGUGGUAGCUAUGAGCCAGUUCCAGAUGGCCCCUACUGUCAUCCAAGGCCAAUCCCGUGAACAUGUCCGGGAGAUGCUGUCAGUGGUGCAGGACCUCCUGGUCCGCCUCACCUCUCUGCGGAUGCAGCACCUGUUUAUGAUCCAGGCCUCGCCCCGGUAUGUUGAGCGUGUGUCAGAGGUGCUGAGGCAGAAGCUGAAGCAGGCAGACAUUCUGCUACUGAAAGGUGCCACAAUGGUUGAGAAAAGGCAGGAAGCCCUGGAGGAGCAGUCCAGACUGGAGCCUCGUGUUGACCUGCUGGCAGGAUGCACCCGGGAACUCCAGAAACUGAUUGAAGCCGACAUUUCAAAGCGAUACAACAAAAGGCCUGUCAACCUAAUGGGGGUUAAUAUAUAGUGAACAUCAACAUCACAGACGUUUACUCUAAAUAUUUUGUCAAGACCUACUUGGAGAAAUAAAAGUGGUAUUUAAUAUUA
Messenger RNA from Perca flavescens (yellow perch), 1739 nucleotides. It is a transcript of the gene cdk5rap3, whose product is annotated as CDK5 regulatory subunit associated protein 3. Lineage: Eukaryota; Metazoa; Chordata; Actinopteri; Perciformes; Percidae. Bases 142 to 1659 code for a protein of 505 amino acids. Gene Ontology annotation, cellular component: endomembrane system. The transcript has 14 exons. The record is from RefSeq and is a predicted model, not a curated record. Gene Ontology annotation, biological process: regulation of mitotic cell cycle.